Molecule: messenger RNA, 1810 nt
Organism: Gallus gallus (chicken)
Lineage: Eukaryota; Metazoa; Chordata; Aves; Galliformes; Phasianidae
Exons: 2
Coding region: 1-1035 (344 amino acids)
Source: RefSeq, a predicted model, not a curated record
AUGGAGAGGCUGUGUGGAGAGACCACCACUCCAUGCCCUGGAGCCGAUGCCAGCAGCAGCCUGCUGUGUGCGCCGGGGGACAGAGAGCCCCAGCAGGCAGCCCAGCGCCCCGGGGAGAAGCCCGACCCCCACACAGGCAGCACGUGGGGGCACCGCGCUCCCACGGAGGCCACCUGUCCGGCUGCACACGCACACGUUUACCUUUGCUGGGCCGUACUUGAGGCCAGCCGGGCAGCGCACAGCUGGUGGGCAGCAGCACUUCUGAGGCAGACGGGCGUCUGCGGAGAGCAGCCAGCCGAAAACGGGAGCCAGCCCGCCCGCUUUUCUCGUAGGAGCGGCGACACGCGUGUUUCCGUGAGAGUAACAGCACGAAGCACCGCCGCCUGUCCGAACUGCGCCUCCCCGGCAGCCCACGAGCACCGGGCCGGCUGCGGGAGGGCUGCGGGCGGCAGCGCAGUGCCCCCCGGCGGCGGCAGCGCGGCCCCGCGGGUGCGGUGCUCUGCGGUGCGCUGCGGUGCGGCCGGGCGGGUGCGCUGCUGCUCCGGGCGGGCGCGGAGGGGAACGGCCGCCGGGCGGGGGGUCGGGGAACCGCCGCUCAAAUGGCAGAAUUGGCUUUUGGCAUUUCCGCAGCGCUUUCGCGUCCUGCUCUGCGGUCACUUGACCCCGGCGCAGCUGAUAGCGCCGUGUGACGCGGGGGCUGUCGCGGCCGUGACUCAGUGCCUCGUGUCGGCCCCAUCUGCUGACUGCCCACGGGGGAACCACCCGCACCCCAAGAGCGGCCUUUCCCCGGCCGUGCUGCGACUCCGUCUCCAGCAGCGCAGUGCCUGCAGUCCGCACUCGCAGCACGCGGCUCUGCGGGGCUUUAAUUCACCCCCGGCGCAGCACCCCAUCCCAUCCCGCAUCCGUGACUCGAGCCGGGCUCUGCCACAGCGCCAUCCGUGCCCUCGCUGCAAAGCAGCGCGGUGGCACGCAGCCCGACACCAGGCACGCAUACGCUCGCUGCGCUGCGGGGCUCACUGUAGCACAUUUGCAUAGGGAAAGGCCGUGUCAGCCCUCGGCGGGCAGCACCGUCCCGGCCUCAGCCCGCUGCCGGCUGCAGCGCUGCCAGAACGCUUCUGCGGGCCAAGGUUAAGGGCUCUGGGAAAAAGAAAGAAAUCUGCAAGCAGCAGACCGAAGCGUCUCUGAGCCGUGACCGUGUGCCACACAGCGCGCUCAGCUGACCGGACACGCUGGACUCAUCGCUCUGAGCGGAUGAGGACGGGGCCGGUUUGUGCAAUUCGUGAUAACAGCAUUUUGCAAACGUGAUGAAAAUGUGUGGUAAACCCCAGGCAAACUGCAGCAGCCUGUGCACACAACCCGUGCAAAAUAGGUGUGUCGGCACGGCCGGGCCCAGCUCUCCAACCCCGCUGUGCUGCUGCUCACAGCGCGGCACGGACCCAAACAGGAUCUGAGGCCGGGCACCACGAGGCCACCGCUCACCCCUUUGGGACCCCGGCUACUGCUCCCACUGUUUGCAGUCCAUGGGACAACGGCAGGCUGAGGAAUGAGCCCAGGGCACACUUUACAAAGUCUUCGUGGAGGCAGAAACCCGCUGCUCGGGACCCAAAACCCAGCUGUGGGUUGGGGGCAGCCACAGUUGUCCUCAUGAGCUGUGCCUGCAGCACUGGGGCUGCCCCACGCCGUUGCCUACAGCCUCCUGCUUCUGGCUCCGAGCUACAGCGACAGCUUUCAGAGUCCUGGGUGGCGAGAGGUGAAUGCCCACCCAGCUGCAGCUGCUCUCAAGGUUCAGAAAUAAAUGCUUUUGGACUUA